Messenger RNA from Malania oleifera, 990 nucleotides. RefSeq lists its product as uncharacterized. Gene Ontology annotation, molecular function: mRNA binding. The record is from RefSeq and is a predicted model, not a curated record. The transcript is spliced from 4 exons. Bases 181 to 570 code for a protein of 129 amino acids. Gene Ontology annotation, cellular component: nucleus. Lineage: Eukaryota; Viridiplantae; Streptophyta; Magnoliopsida; Santalales; Ximeniaceae.
GAGGAAGUGGGUAAGGUGGUGGAGCCGUGGAGGUGAGGUUGGUGAUGAAGGGCCAAACAGGAAAAAAUAAGGGGUUUGCCUUUUUGCAUACUUCAGCAGUUGAUGCUAGAAAGGCUCUGGAGAAGUACUUGAGCGUCUAGAUUCGUGGAAAGGAGUGUGGCACGGCACCUGUUGAGGGCAAUGAAACUAUUUCUGGGUAACAUUGACAGGAAGUGGAAGAAUGAAGAUGUACUGAAACUCUUGCAGGAGAUUGGAAUUGAGAAAAUAGAUAAAAUUACAGUUAUUCCUGAUCUGAAUAACCCUGAACGUAAUUGUGGACUUGCAUUCCUAGAACUUGAAACUAACAGAGAUGCUCAGAGUGCUUACAGAAAACUUCAAAAGAAGGAUGUAUCUGGCAGGCAUUUAAAGAUAAAAGUUGCUUGGGCUGAACCCCUGAAAGAGCCAGAUGAAGAAGAGAUGCUAAAGGUGAAGUCGGUGUUUGCGGAAUUCAUACCUUUCUCCUGGGACGAAGAGAAAGUUAUAGAUUUUUUCAAAAAGCUUGGGGAGGUUGAAAAUGCGGUUCUUGCUUGAAAUCUCCAUUCAUCUAAGAGAAAAGACUUUGCAAUUGUUACGUUCACAACCUGUGAAGCUGCUCUUAUGUGCAUUGAGUCAUGUAUUCAAGAACUGGGCCUCAAAUUCUAUUAGAAAAGAAAUUCCUAAAGAGAAGCAGAAGGCAGCUGCCCAACGUGAGUAAACUUUUUACCUUUUAUUAUUUGAAAUAAUUAAAAAUAAAACUAAAGAAUGUAAUCAAGAUGGAUACUCUUGCUUUCCUACUUAAGGGGUGGGAGCCCUAAUUUCCAUUUUGAGAAGCUCAACUGCUUAUUUUUUAUGAUUAAGGCACUGUCUGUUCUCUUGUAUAAGGUUUUACACGUAUUUUCUUUUGUUUUCUCAUUGUUUUCUAUCUCCUGAAGAAUAAUAUUGGAAAAUUGAAAAAGUUCGCAAUUUUAAAAU